Eleginops maclovinus (Patagonian blennie) is the source of this 2581-nucleotide messenger RNA. It is a transcript of the gene fuz, whose product is annotated as fuzzy planar cell polarity protein. The record is from RefSeq and is a predicted model, not a curated record. The coding region runs from base 331 to 1635 and encodes 434 amino acids. Gene Ontology annotation, biological process: vesicle-mediated transport; non-motile cilium assembly. The transcript has a single exon. NCBI's taxonomy places the organism in Eukaryota, Metazoa, Chordata, Actinopteri, Perciformes, Eleginopidae.
GUUAACCUAGCAUGUUAAGUCGUAAAAUACCGUUAGCAAACAAAAGGAAACGGUUAUUAUACGGAGAACAUGUUUAGCAUCAUAUAAAGGUUAGCUAACUUGUAUGAUAUAUCUUACACUAUGUCUGGCCGUUGUUUGUACCGGUUUUAGCCAGUUGCAGGAAGUGGUUUAACGUUACGUGACGCUAACAUGUUGCUGAGCCUCGCUGAUGUGACGCUAGAACCGUAUUGUUAGCAGAAUUAGUCAGCAGCCAACUUAAUGACGACCUCUAGUUAACUGAAAAACCUGCUGCAGCUGAAAGCAACACAAUAGUGAGCAACAGUUAGCAGGAUGAUGCUCCAGCAUGGAUCCACACAGCUCCUCUGCCUCACAGCCAGCAGUGGGGUUCCCCUCUUCACAAGAGGAGCAUCCAAGCAGCUGCCAUUCUCUGUCAUCGGCUCCCUGAAUGGCGUCCACAUGUUUGGGGGUGGCCAAGGAGUAGUUUUGUCCAGUUGUGAGACUGAAGGCGGGGGUAAAGUAGUAUGGAGAGUUUUCCAGGACAGUGUGAUGCUCAUUAUCGUGAGUGGAGGUGGACAAGAUGGUGCAGGUGACAUCAAAGAGGAGGAGGUUCGUUUACAGCGGCUCCUGGAGAAUGUGUGGAGCUGCAUGGUGCUGGUGUUGGGACAGGAUGAGCUGACUAAUGUCAGAAAUGUUGAGAGGUUGAAGAGGGACUUGCGGUCCUGUUUCAGCCUCAUUGAUCAGCUGUUGGAGGACAGGCAACAGGGCGUCCUGGGUAACCUGACACACUGCGUUGAUUCACUGCUGCCUCCAAACCCCACUCUUCUUCAAGAGGCUUUGGAUAGUUUUGCUCAGGCUGCAGACAGUGAAUUUGGCUGCCUUAUUGUCCAUGGGCGGAUAGCUGCAGCAACUGAGAAAUGGUGGCGUCUGGCUCCACAGGAAGUUGUGCUGCUCUCUGCUUUGAUACGUUCCCUCACUGCCUCUGGAUCAGCCUCUUGUGAUUACCCAGUUUUCCUUCCUCAUGGCAGCCCCACGGUCGCCCACCGCCUGCUUCGCUUCCAGCUGCUACCUGGGGCAGAUGUUUGCGUGCUGUGCGGCCCAACACCUUCCCUGCACAGUGCUGAGAGUGGGAUGGUGGGACGAUUCUGGACACCCCUGGUGGAGACCCUGAGAGACUGCUUGGCUGUUGGAGAGCACAGUUUACCUAAAUCUGUAUCCUUGCACCCUGAUGUGCUGGCCCUACUUCUGAUAAACCGUGAAACACGUCGCUCAGUCUCCUGUGUGCGGACUUCCACUAAUCGUCCACUGGGUGACCCUCCUUUACCCUCCAAGGCCCGCUGCUGGGAGAUACUGAAGCUCUUCUACAUCUUCAGCACCACACGAUACUUCAACCAGGAGGAGACUUUGUGUGUGUCCCCCGAGGAGAGGGCUCAGAGGGGCAACACUGAAGACUUCAUCUGUGGAUUUUCCCACCAGCCACUACAGUGCUAUUUAGUUACAGAAGAGUGUAAAAGCUAUGGACUUCAGACGCCGCAGCACCAGCUCUUUGUGCUCGCCCCACUGUCGGUGCCCACCUUUGCAUUGCGUGGAGUUGCCACACAGACUCUCUCUGAUAUUGUUGCAGGCACUGGGUUUUAAUAGAACAAUUGACAUUGUUGGCACAUCUUGAUUGUCCAUGAACCCGCAAUGUGACUAAAAUAACUUAACUGUGAACCAUCUGCUGCUAUUUGGAUUUUCUUAUAACCUUAUUGAUAGCUGCAAAAAUGUGCCUCCAUCUAUCCAUAUUUCGUAAAGACAAUCAUUAGCACACCACUGGUUAAAGAUGAACAGAAAAUCACUGGUUAUUUUGACUUACCAUCUCAGGUAUAUAAAACUGACAUUAUAGGAAAACAAAGAAAAAUGUCAAACCAAGUGAACUGCUUUUCUCUGUUGCACAUUGUGUCUAACUUCACUGUCUGAUAGGCUGUCCCUUUGGCAGAAUUAAGGGUUAGAUCUAUUAAAUACCAACAUUUUCAGUAAGAUCUGACUGUAUUUGAGCAUCAUGGUUAAAUGUUACACAUCUUUUGUUUACAUUUUGAAUCAUUUUGGCUCAAAAAUAUUGUACUUUUAUUCCUAAAUAUAUUUUGUGAUAUCCAGAGGGUCUUGUGGUUUUAAAUGAUCUAUUCACAAUGUUCCUUUUACUAAAGUGUUGUUUGGUUUGUUUUGGAUGAGUUUUUCACAACAACACUUUUGGACUGUAGAAAUUGAAAUAAACUAAUUGACAAAAAAAUGCAAAAAGCAAAUCAGACAGUUCAAUGGUUUCAAUUUUAGCAUUUUAAUUGAAACUACUCACAAAUGAAAGUUAACAUUUUUAUAUUGUUUUUUCGUCAUAACGGACAUUUUCUUGUCACAGACUGCAUGGGGUUAAUAUAUAAAUGUAACUUUAAAAAGAAAAAAAACAUUAAAAGCUUGUGUCAGGAAGUCCAUUCUAUAACUCAUACCUACAACUGUUGCCUUAUGUGAGUCUACAAAAUGAUAUGUAUUCCCAACCACAUAAUGCUGAAAUUAUAGUGGCAGUCACUAUAAACAAAACACACAUUGCAUA